Messenger RNA from Elephantulus edwardii (Cape elephant shrew), 948 nucleotides. Its product is annotated as olfactory receptor 6K3-like. NCBI's taxonomy places the organism in Eukaryota, Metazoa, Chordata, Mammalia, Macroscelidea, Macroscelididae. Gene Ontology annotation, molecular function: G protein-coupled receptor activity; olfactory receptor activity. The transcript has a single exon. Gene Ontology annotation, biological process: G protein-coupled receptor signaling pathway. The record is from RefSeq and is a predicted model, not a curated record. Gene Ontology annotation, cellular component: membrane. Bases 1 to 948 code for a protein of 315 amino acids.
AUGGAUCAAGAGAAUCACACAGUGGUGACUGAGUUUUAUUUUUCUGAUUUCCCUCAGCUUGAGAAUGGGGGUAUUUUAUUGUUCAUUCCUUUGCUCUUCAUUUAUAUGUUCAUCAUUAUUGGAAAUUUUAUCAUCUUCCUAGCUGUCCGGCUGGAUACACGUCUCCACAAUCCCAUGUAUAAUUUCAUCAGCGUCUUCUCCUUUCUGGAGAUUUGGUACACCACAGUGACCAUACCUAAGAUGCUCUCCAACCUAGUCAGUGAACAGAAAACCAUCUCCUUUAUUGGCUGCCUUCUGCAGAUGUAUUUCUUCCACUCUCUUGGGGUCACAGAAGCACUAGUACUGACAGUGAUGGCCAUUGACAGGUAUGUUGCUAUCUGCAAUCCCCUACGCUAUGCAGUUAUUGUGACCCCUCGGCUGUGCCUCCAGCUCUCCACUGGCUCUUUCAUCUUUGGCUUCCUUAUGUUACUUCCAGAGAUUGUGUGGAUUUCCACCCUUCCCUUCUGUGGUCCCAACCAAAUCCAUCAACUCUUCUGUGACUUUGAACCUGUGCUUCAUUUGGCCUGUACAGACACGUCCAUGGUUCUAGUGGAGGAUGUGAUCCAUGCUAUUUCCAUCCUGACUUCUGUCUCCAUCAUCACCCUUUCCUAUUUAAGAAUCAUCACUGUGAUCCUGAAGAUUCCCUCAGGGGAGAGCCGUCAGAAGGCUUUUUCCACGUGUGCUGCCCACAUUACUAUUUUUGUGCUGUUUUUUGGCAGUGUAGGCCUCAUGUACCUUCGCUUCUCAGUGACUUUCCCUCAGUUACUGGACAAAUCCAUUGCACUGAUGUUUGCUGUCCUUGCUCCAUUUUUCAACCCUAUAAUCUAUAGUCUAAGGAAUAAAGACAUGAAGGAUGCCAUCAAGAAAAUUCUCUUUUCUCACAAGAUGUUUAAUGAUUCUAGGAGUUAG